Messenger RNA from Clupea harengus (Atlantic herring), 1862 nucleotides. It is a transcript of the gene prkaa1, whose product is annotated as protein kinase, AMP-activated, alpha 1 catalytic subunit. Gene Ontology annotation, biological process: intracellular signal transduction; protein phosphorylation. The record is from RefSeq and is a predicted model, not a curated record. Gene Ontology annotation, cellular component: cytoplasm. Lineage: Eukaryota; Metazoa; Chordata; Actinopteri; Clupeiformes; Clupeidae. Gene Ontology annotation, molecular function: protein serine/threonine kinase activity; ATP binding.
UCACGUCUGGUCUGAUAUCUGUCGUAGCUAGCAGUUCUCGGCAGUUCAUCUCCGUCUGCCUGCCGCUGCUGCAGGUGAGGCCUAUGCGGGAAGAUGGCGACGGACAAACAGAAACAUGAAGGCAGGGUGAAAAUUGGACACUACAUUCUCGGGGACACGCUUGGGGUGGGAACGUUUGGAAAAGUUAAAGUGGGCCAGCAUGAGCUGACCAUGCACCAAGUGGCUGUGAAGAUCCUGAACCGGCAGAAGAUUCGCAGUUUGGACGUUGUGGGGAAGAUCCGCCGGGAGAUCCAGAACCUCAAGCUCUUCCGCCACCCUCACAUAAUUAAACUGUACCAAGUCAUUAGCACACCCACGGACAUCUUCAUGGUGAUGGAGUACGUAUCAGGAGGAGAACUCUUUGACUACAUCUGUAAAAACGGCAAGUUGGAGGAGAAGGAGAGCAGACGGCUGUUCCAGCAGAUCAUCUCCGCCGUGGACUACUGCCACAGGCACAUGGUGGUGCACAGGGACCUCAAGCCCGAGAACGUCCUGCUGGACGCUAACAUGAACGCCAAGAUCGCAGACUUCGGUUUAUCAAAUAUGAUGUCUGACGGGGAGUUUCUGAGAACGAGUUGUGGAUCUCCAAACUACGCUGCUCCUGAAGUCAUAUCUGGAAGGUUGUAUGCGGGGCCCGAGGUGGACAUCUGGAGCAGCGGCGUGAUCCUGUACGCGCUGCUGUGUGGCACGCUGCCCUUCGACGACGACCACGUGCCCACGCUCUUCAAGAAGAUCUGCGACGGCAUCUUCUUCACGCCGCAGUACCUCAACCCUCAAGUCAUCAGCCUGCUCAAGCACAUGCUGCAGGUGGACCCCAUGAAGAGAGCCACAAUCAAGGAGAUCCGGGAGGACGAGUGGUUCAAACAGGAGCUGCCCAAGUACCUGUUCCCUGAGGACGCAUCCUACAGCAACACCAUGAUUGACGAGGAGGCCCUGCGGGAGGUGUGUGAUAAAUUUGAAUGCACAGAGGAGGAGGUGCUGACGUGUCUCUACAGUCGGAAUCAUCAGGACCCCUUGGCGGUGGCCUACCACCUGAUCAUCGACAACCGGCGCAUCAUGAGUGAGGCCAAAGACUUCUACCUGGCCUCCAGCCCACCGGACUCCUUCCUGGACGACCUGCCCGCGCACCACUUCGCCAAGCCGCACCCUGAGCGCAUGGCCUCCUCGGUGGCCGAGAGCCAGCUGCGGCCCCGACACACCCUGGACGAGCUCAACCCGCAGAAGUCCAAGCACCUGGGCGUGCGGCGUGCCAAGUGGCACCUGGGCAUCCGCAGCCAGAGCCGGCCCAACGACAUCAUGAGCGAGGUGUGCCGUGCCAUGAAGCAGCUGGACUAUGAGUGGAAGGUAGUAAAUCCGUAUUAUCUGCGUGUGCGGAGGAAGAAUCCCGUCACGGGCACCACCACUAAGAUGAGCUUGCAGCUCUACCAGGUGGACAGCAGAACGUACCUGCUGGACUUCAGGAGCAUAGAUGACGAUGUGACUGAGGCCAAAUCUGGGACCGCCACCCCUCACCGCUCUGGCUCGGUGGGGAACUACAGAAUGGCCCUGAAGAACGACAGGACUGAGAAGGGCGAGGGGGACGGCGAGGCCUCGGCGCCCUCCACGCCCCCGGUGGCCCAUGGCCGGGACGGCUCGCUGGCCUCCUCGCUCACGUCCUCCGUGGACUCGACCGUGGGCGAGGUGUUGUACCCGCGGCCCGGCAGCCACACCAUCGAGUUCUUCGAGAUGUGCGCCAACCUCAUCAAGCUGCUCGCGCGAUAGCUCUCAGUGCUCACUCCGCCUUCUGCGCUCUCUAUUCUCCUCUCUCUCUCUCUCUCUCUCUC